This is a messenger RNA of Chaetomium globosum CBS 148.51, 4542 nucleotides long. RefSeq lists its product as uncharacterized. Gene Ontology annotation, molecular function: protein binding. Bases 1 to 4542 code for a protein of 1513 amino acids. The record is from RefSeq and is a predicted model, not a curated record. NCBI's taxonomy places the organism in Eukaryota, Fungi, Ascomycota, Sordariomycetes, Sordariales, Chaetomiaceae. The transcript is spliced from 4 exons.
AUGCCGCGGCCGUCGGGUGGUUCGGUUCAUGGUCGCAUCGGGGGCCGCAUGCACAAGAACCUGCGGGUCACAGCGCUUAAUUGCCCCUGGAGAUUCGCGGUAGUGCCAGGGGUCGCGAUUGUUUCAGCGGCUACUGAUGCAGACUCGGCAGCCCGGAACCAACCAAAUGAAUGGCCAGCAUCGUUCCAGCGACGACACAUGGGAUCUGCUUGGGGAUUCCAUGACCCCACUGACACCCAAUGGAACUGUGAACAAUCGCCAGUCAAGCGCGGGAGCGGCGCAGCUCAAUUUGCUCUUGAGGUUGUUCCGCACUCCCGGGCCAGAAUCGCGAAUCAUGCAAGGACGAUGUGCAUCCAGUUGCUUUCCUGCUCGCUGACCGCUGCAGCCAUGCGGUUUCAAGUUGGCCGCCCCCAGGCAGUGAAAGGCCCUGGCAUGCUGUUGGUUCUGAGAUGCAGCGACUUCAUUCAUCAUCCAGGCGAUGACAUGGAGCCCGAGAUCAAGCAAGCGACCCAGCUCCUCCAAGCCCAGCGGGCUGUCGACCGUGAUGGGCAACCGCUCUCAUGGGUCCGGAACCGCCUGUCGUCCCAGGCCGGCACCGUAUACACGGCCCGCGAGAUUAACAAAGUCCUCUCCGAGGUCGUCGAAUCCGAUGGAUCUCUCGGUGUCGUGAAGGCACUCCUGGCCCUCGGGGCUGACGUCAAUUUUGUCCGCCGAAGACACUCGACGACCUGGAACAAAAUCACACAACGCAACAUGCCCGGGGAGAGAAACAAUAUCCUCCUCCGAGCUGUCAUCCGAUGUCGACCCGAGACCGUCCAUGCGAUCGCUGCCCACGCCGACCAAGCCAACCUCGAUAGCGUCCUUCAUGAAGCGAUAACCAGGGGGAAUUUGGCGGUUGUGGCUGCGCUGUUGGAGCAUGGUGCGAGCCCGGUCCAUCUUCACGACGAUUUUCAGGAGGUAGUGUUCCAUGAUCGACAGGACCUCCUCAAGGUUCUUCUCUCCGGCCAUCAUCUCCCCUGCCUGGCCUGCCGUUCAACGGGCCUUCGGAUCGCCGUCGAAAACCGCUCGGUCGAGGUCGUGCGUUUGCUUUUGGAGCACUGGGCAGAUGUCAACUACGGCGACGCCGUUGCACUAACAAGGGCCGUCGAAAUAUCCCGCCCUGAUCUCGUCGCCCUCCUUUUAUCCGGUGCGGUUCAACCCUCCUCUCGGUCCCUCGAUGCUGCCGUGGGCAAGCUCCGUCCAUUGCUCGGAGAGUACGAUACUGGCUUGAACCAGGAAAUGCUCGAGUUAUGCUUGGCUGCAGGUGCUACUGGGCCUGAGACGGUCCGUUUGGUAACUGAAGGCCUCAUCGAGCUUGUAAGGCGACGACGUAUUGACCUCAUUGGCAUUAUCCUACGGUACAAGAAGUCGCCAGGCCAGUACGAAGCCGCUGCUUUGAUCGAGGCGAUUCGCGCCGAGCAACUGGACGUUGUCGCCAAAUUACUCGAGUUUAAACCUUCCCAAACGAGCCUCACCAUUGCAAUCUCGCAAACCGUCGGCGUUGGCGGCCCACAGUUCAGAUACGAAGCAACUCGCCUACUUGUUCAGUCGGGCGCACGGGGCGCCUGUGCCGGAGAAGCACUAGUUAAGACUGUUCACUGCCUGGUGGCCAACAUGAAACGCCGGGACAAGAUGGGCAUUGAGCGGGAUAUGCGGCUUUUCUACCUCCUGCUCCACGAAGGAAAGGCAGACGUCAACUUUGGGAAGGGGGAGGCUUUGCAGAUCGCGGUCCGAUCGGGGUCUGUCGAAGUCUCCGAUGAGAUUUUGGCCAAAGAGCCCUCGCCCGACUCACUAGGCACUGCGUUGGGGUGGGCGAUGGAUGUCCGCGAUGCGCGCAAGAAGAAGUUGCUGGUCGAAAUGCUCGUUCGCCGCCAGAUCAACGAGGAUGCAGCUGGGAAGGCGCUUGUAACCAUCCUGAAAACGGAACCAGACCAAGCGGAGAUCGUUGAGCUACUACUGACCCGUGCAUCCGUGAAUUACAACAACGGUGAGGUCUUUAUUUACGCCAUCCGGAAUUUCCGGCAAGAAACAUUCCAUCUGCUGCUCGGCCAGGGGCUUGGUUACAAAGCUCUGUUUACCGCUGUUUUGGAGUCGCUGAAAGCACCGAGGGAAGAUCGCCGGCUCCUUUUCAGUGACUUGCUGAGUCGGUUGCAAGUUGAUCACCUUAACACAGCACUUAAGCACGUUGUGCUUGAAGACGACACGGACCUAGACAUGGUGAGGUUGCUGCUUGACUCGGGCGCCGAAGCCGCACUCGAGGACGGGUUGUGCAUCAAGUACGCCGCCUCUACCCUCGACCACGACUUGCUCAGCCUCUUGUCAGCAUACUUGGGCCAUCAUAGCACCAUCUACGGCCAAGCAUUGGCAGCCAUCGUCAACCGUGGCAAACACUGGAUCUCCUUCGAGCAUGUGGAAGUGAUCGACAUUCUCCUUCAACACGGCGCCUCGGGGCCCAUCGCGGGCAAAGCAAUGGUGGAGAUCGUCGACCAUCUUGCGUGCCAGGAAUCUCAAGCCGAGCUGGCAGACACGUUCCUGCGCAGAAUGUUCGCCGCUAACAUCGAUGUCAACUACGAGAACGGCAAGGCCAUCAGCAUUGCAGCCAGCCGCGGGGACCCUGCUCUCUUGACGCUCUUACUAACCAAUGGCGCUACCUCUUCUUCAGCAACCCUCGCUCUUACGGCAGCCAUCAUGGCACAUCACGAAGAGUCACGGCUGUUGGAACUAAUAAGCAUCUUGACGGAUGCACGCACCACAACCCCGGAUUUCAACAAGUCGAUCCCAGGAAUGCCACCCCCGAUCUUCCAGUGUCUCAAGUCAUAUGGCGACUCCGUACCUGUACUCGAUAGUUUGGUUGCAGCCGGAUGCCGACUGGAAACAACCGUUCCCAUGCAUGUAUUCUCUCAUCAUGCGCGCGAUAGAGAGGACAGAGUGGUGAGUUCCGAGUUAGAGCCCGCCUCGGUUCUCAUGUGGGUCUUGCUUCAAGAAGAAGGCCUCGUCAGCUUGACCGUCCUCAAGUCGUUGAUCCAUCACGGUGCCGAUAUUUCGUACACCACGCCACGGUCACGAACCACGCCACUUUUGGUCGCGGCGAAGUCUGGGCGCGUUGACAUUGUGCGAAUACUCAUAGAAUCGGGCGCAAGGGUCUCGGCCAAAGAUGCUCUUGGCCACUCGGGGCUAUUCUAUGCCUCGCGGUCUGGGAAUACUGACCUUGUGGAGCUUUUGCUGGAGAGUAAACCCGUUGUGAACGACGGAAGCUUCCACGAGGCCGCCCGCGGGUUCCAUGUUCCGGUGAUGCAGCUUCUCUUAGAGUCUGGCCAUGACCCGAACUUCCGGUCGAUUAAGCAUGGCGGUCGGACAGCCCUUGGAGAAAUUGCCUUGAAGGCUACUCCUCCGACCGACAUCGCCGCGGCCGAGGAGGCACUUGACCUUCUCUCCACGGUGGAGGCUAGCCCGUUGCUCAAAGUCCAUGGCAAAACGGUAAUUUUCCUCGCCCUGGAUAACGAGCACAAUGAAGCCAUCACUCGACUUCUUCUUGAGCGGAUGCUUUACAAAACACUCAACAGCCACGAAAACACGUAUCAACACGGCACCCUGCACUACUCACCCACGAUGUAUGUCGCGAAGGGGAUUCUCCUGGGUACCCCGUCCGAGUCCCUCUUGCAACUUCUCAUGGCACACGGGUCCGAGGAUCGAUUUUAUGCCACCAUCGAAGAAGUCCAGCCCCACGACGCCGUCGGGCUUCCUGAGGAGAUCCGUGAGUACGAGCGUGACCGGCGUGCCCGCGAGCGCCAAAAGCGUCUAAUAGAGGAAGAUCACGCCAACACGAUCCGACGGGAACGUGAAAAGGCGAUCGCCCUGGCGCAGCUCGACGAAGACAAGCAUCACCGCAAAAUCCAGCAGCACGAAGAUAUUUCUCUCCAACGCCAGCGCCACCGCGGGCUAGAGCAUCACCAAACCAUCCAAAUGCGCGCCGAGAAACAUCACAACGACUCCCAAAUUAAACUCGGCGCUGCCGACGUGAAUUCGAGCAUCCGUUGGCAGAAGCACACCGAUGACCUCUCCAUGCUCGCCCAGAAGCGCGAGGCGGACCUCUCCCACCGAUACCACUCUCACCAACAACACCUCGGCCAGCGGCGCGACAAAAUAGCGCUUGAAAACGAGGCGAAAGACCUCCGCCACGCCCGGAGCCUGGCGCACUUGCGCGAGAUGCAGCAGCAAAAAUUCCAGGGGCGCGAAGCCAAGAACUUGCAGCAGCUGACGUACGAAAACCAGAAGAUGAUCCAGGAGUACGAGGCGAUGCACAAGCGGAAACAGCUCGAGCGGGAUGUUAAGCUGAGCGGGGCGCGCGAGAAGCACGAGAUGAAGAUGACGGAACUGAAGACGCAGAGGGGGAAUAUCAUUGGGCAGGUGAACCUGGAGGAGUUGAGGCGGUGGCAGGAGAGUGAGAAGAACAUGAAGUCGGGGUUGACGCCGGCGGAAGGGCAGGGGAGGUUGUUGGUGUAA